GUUUAAUCAUUUCCCUAUCCCAUAUUGCUCGAAGUGGAUGCACGACAGAGCAAAGGAUCCCAUCAUGAUCCACUGACUGAAGAUGAGGAACGUCUGUUACGUAUUUAUGGAAUGUUACCUCAUGGUGGAGGUCUGCUUGGACAGCAGUCUAAGAAACGGACGUAUUUCGACUCGGGUGAUUUUGCUGUCUCUUCAGCCGAUCGCGUGACUGAUAUGGAAAUGUUAAGACUGGCACCGCCCAUCCUCAACGACAAAGUAUUUCGCAGCCAUAUGCCCCUAUUCCUAACACUAGAAACGUCAAUAAAGAUGCCAAUAAAGACAUUCGUGCCAAAAGCAGUCCGGAAGAAGCAGCUAAGAGUUCACUUUGUCUGCAACCAGAUACCUAUGAAUGCCGCAGAAUUAUGAAGACAGAUAUUAGUUCUGGCUAAAAUAUAUCGGACAUCCCCAC
Messenger RNA from Aspergillus steynii IBT 23096, 448 nucleotides. RefSeq lists its product as uncharacterized. The transcript is spliced from 3 exons. The coding region runs from base 112 to 405 and encodes 97 amino acids. The record is from RefSeq and is a predicted model, not a curated record. Lineage: Eukaryota; Fungi; Ascomycota; Eurotiomycetes; Eurotiales; Aspergillaceae.